This is a messenger RNA of Xenopus tropicalis (tropical clawed frog), 4762 nucleotides long. It is a transcript of the gene cracdl, whose product is annotated as CRACD like. Lineage: Eukaryota; Metazoa; Chordata; Amphibia; Anura; Pipidae. The transcript is spliced from 11 exons. The record is from RefSeq and is a predicted model, not a curated record. The coding region runs from base 169 to 2826 and encodes 885 amino acids.
GUGCCCCGCCCACACACGGACUCUGAGCUGAGAGGCAGCCUGACUGGAUUCUCUUGCUUGUGGCCGAGCUCUCUCUCCUUGCAGGACCGGGGGCAUCUCACAUGGAGCGGAGCCCCUGACACAACGAGCUGCUUCCAACUGCUCAACAGUUGAAUUCCAGAGAAGAAAAUGGAUAUAAGAAUAAGAGAUGCCGAGAAUCUUGUUGAUGAUUUUCCAGUUAAAAAGAAGUCCAAGUUUAAAUCUUUCAAAAAGUUUUUUGGAAAAAAGAAAAGGAAAGAGACUUUGUCAUCUACAGGAAAGGGUAGCUUGAAGCAGAGCCAGUCCACCACUGAUGUUACAUAUCCAGAAUUUGCCCAUGCAGACUGUGAUUCAGAGGAUGAAAUUGGGUCGUCUGCAGGCAUCUUGGGAAGCCGAGCUGUGUCACAUGAUAGUAUUUUUAUUCCAGAACUGGCACAGGAAACUGCCAAACCAGUGCGUGUAUUCUCCCAGGAAAAUGUGUCAGAUCGCAUUAAAGCCCUACAGUUAAAACUUCAGGCUAACUUGAAACCUGGCCUGUCCCCAUUUGGAAUCCUUAGCAAGCGAACUGACGAUGCUGGAACAAGUUCAGAAGAUGAUGGUUUACCUCGGAGUCCUCCAGAAAUGUCUCUUUAUAUGCAUGAAGUUACAAAGGCAAAGUUUUCUGAUAAUCAUCAUAGCACUUUCAGUUUAGCUGGAACAGGGAGUGAAGAAGAUGAGCAGAUAUCUUCGGGACAUUCAUCCAGACCAUUAUCUCCAGAGGAAAAGUCAUCAUCAAAUAUUAGGGUACCAUCCACUGGUAGAGGAGCCAACAAUUCCAGCUUGCAGUCACCUGACUUUGACUCACCUCCUCAACUUUGUAGCUUCCUGGAUAGUUCAGCUGCAAAGCACAGGCUUUCAGUCAGGCCACGAAACCAAAGGUCAUGCACAACGAGGAGGCCUUCUGCGUCUGUCCUAGAUGAAUCUGUUAUUACUACAACUUUCACUGAAGUAGAAGAUGAAAACAUCAUGGAGGAAGCAUUCACAAAAUCUACAAAUGACAACCGAGAAAAGGUCAUAGACACAAAUCCACCUGCAGUAUUCGACACCCCACAGAGCAUACAAGAAACAGAAAUGGAGGUCUGUCCUGGUAGCAUAACAGAAAUCCAAUCUCAGCUUAUACAGGAAGAAGUUGUGAUCUCGAGUGACAUAGACUUUAUUACAGUACAAUCUCAGGAUGCUACCAGUUGUCCAGAUCUAAAACUGGAAAACAAAUUUGUGGAAGAUUUGGAGGAUAUUAAAACUGAAUGCAGUUUAAGUAUUGUAGAAGGGGACAUCUGCAAUGAGGUUCAAAUUAAUACAGACUUCUCUAAAGAGGAUGGUCUUGCCCAGUCUCUGAGAUCAGAAAAGAGUAUACUGGAAGAUCAUAGAAAGUCUUUGGAAUCUACAGAGGAAAAGGUUAAUGAAAAUCCAUUUGUUGGGCCUGAUGUCACCUCACCACCUUCAAACAUUUGUCAGACUGUACAUUUACCUGACAAAAGUGCACCUGAACCAUUACCCUCGGAAGACCUUUCACUUUCUGACACAGAAAAGAGCAGGAACACUCCGGAGCAGUCUUUAGUUGAUAGAGAAAAUAUUAAAAAAGAGGAUAAGGCUGGUGGGGAACUUUGUACACAGAGAAAGUUUUCUGUAUCCUCAGCAUGGGAAAGGCCACGGACUAGCAGCUUAAUAUUAAAAGGAAAUAUUGAGAAUGAGACUUUUAAAAACAUGAAGUUUUCUCUGCCUAAGUCAGGUUUGUCCAUAAGUGAGAGAAUAAAAGAUGAGCCAAGAUUUUCUUCAACACGCACUGAAAGCAGAGCCAGUGGCAGGAAAAAGGAGACGUUCGCUGACUCAGAAAGUACUUCAAUGGACAAAGCCAUCCUUAGUCACAUUCCACAGGGCUCUGUGCCAGCUUCCAGUGAUUUGCUGAUGGUUACUGACCUACAGACAUAUCCUGAGAACAAAAACCCCUUUUUUGUGAAGCUAAGAUCCACCUCCUUUUCCUUUAGAUACAGGGAGGGCAUAAACGCUGACUCUGUCAGACUGAAAAGGCACAGUGCUGAGAUUAAUCUGGAAAACACAGGAUGUUCCUCUUUUUCCAAGGAUGAGUUACUAGAAGCCAGCAAAACAGAAACCCAUUUACCCAGUUUCAGGAAUGAAAAACAAAAAAAUAAAACAAACUUUAGUGAACUGAUACAUUCAAAACCACCACUGCCUAAAAAGCCUGUUUUGCAAAAUAUAAUAGGAGCUGACAAUGUCACAAAAAAAGACUCUUCCACUUGUGUCUCAGAUCUGGAGAAAAAAGACUGUAAGAUGGAAAAACCGCCCCCUGAUGUAAGAACAAGUUUACACAAGACUGGAAAAAGCACUUCUUUCGCCAUAGCUACACCUGAAUCCAGCAACAGAACAGAAAGCAAAGUCCAGACAUCUUGGAAAUCCUCGGCCAGGCAGAAACCUAGAGGACUGAAGGAGGAGCCAGUCCCAGGAGAAUUAAAAUCUGCAAACCAAGAUGCUGGCAACCAAAAGAAAGAGGUGAUUAAAACUAGUUUAAAACCAACUGUUGACCUGAUUCAGAAUAAACCAGCAAAUAUAGUAGCUGAAUUUCAUGGGCAAGACACCAAAGCUGCAUUAAAAGAGCCAAGUCAAAGAGCCAGCACACUUUCACUUCCAGCACUUGAAAAAGAAGACAAAACUCCGCAAAGACAAGGUAUCCAGUCUGGAGAGCCAUCUUGGAUGGAACUCGCGAAGAAGAAAUCUCAGGCGUGGAGUGACAUGCCUCAGAAAAUAAAAUAAAAAAGUGGUUAAAGUAUUCUCUGGAGAAAAGUAAAAAGAUAAAUACAGUACAAGGGUAAAAAUAAAACCCCAAGGUGGUAAUAACUUUCCCUCAGCUGUGGCCUUCCAGUAGUUAGUUAACUAUGUAACUGUAACUCACAGAAUUUCACUGACAGAGUUUUGGGGAUGCUAGGGAAUGCAGUGCAGUCGCAACUAGGCUUAAAUACUAAAAUAUCUAGGCCUCGUUUAUGGUCGUAGUGCAGGGUAAAUUUUACUGUCUGUGCCGUAAACCCAUGGAUGCAAGUGCUGCUCGAAAGAAUCCUAAAGUGCACAAUGUUGGGCCCCUCAGGGUUCAGUACUUCAUUCAUGGAAUUUGUAAAUUAGGCCUUCUGUGCCCGAUAAUACUAUGGGGCAUAAAGUGGAACUAGUAUCACACAUCACCACAUUAAUACCAUGAUUCACUGUGUAAAUUCUCAUAUAAUUAUAAAGCCAUGCAAUGUAUGUUUAACUAAGUAUAAAAUUCUGAUGUAAAAAGAAAUGUUAAAUUGUUAAAAAACUAGUGUAAAGUGGCACCAUUUCUUACACAGCAUUUUACACAGCAUUAGAAAUAAAGCCAAUUUGUAUUCAAAUGUUUAGCUUUUACAAAGGAAACUUUUUACCCUAAACCCAGCCCAGCUAUAUUCUUUUAAACAUGAUUUUUAUAUUUUCAAAAUAUAAUGUUUUACUGAUAAAGUUUAUUCUGAUUAGUGUUUAAACAGUGUAUUCUAAGAGAUUUGACUCCAUUUGGACAUACAGGACCUGUGGAUAUACGUCUGUUUCAUUAAUAUAACUCCUUUAUAUUGUUUCAAACUAUGUGAUGUUUGUUCAUGUUGUUAUGUGAUGUUUGUUCAUGAAUAAACAUUUUAACUUGCUGGAAGUUCCAGACACAUAGCAUAGAGUACUUUGCUUGCUAAAUUAAAAAAAAAUCCCAGGAAUAGAUUGUUAGCAUUGUUGGCAGUGGAAAAUACAAUACAAAAUUGAAUAGGUACUUGAAGUAAUCAUAGCUUAUUUUUCAAAAAAAUAAUAAAUAAUAAAAAAUAAUGUUUUGUCUUUUAUAUAAUUAAAAGUAAGGUGGAUAUGCAAAAAAGAUUUAGUUUUAGUUCUCACUCAUAUUUCAGUAUUUAGUUUAGCACAGAUAUGUAUAUAUAUUUAUACUUAUCUGAUAGUUUUAAGGUGAAAUUGAAUAGCAAAAUCAGUUCUUAAACCCAUUGCAGUUUGUGAACACAGAUUAAGCCUUUUUUUGGUCCAAACAUUCUGCUACUUUGAGACAGAAUUACAGGUGGAAACUAAUGUGUUCCUCUAAAAGCCACUUUCUAUGCAAUACAUGUGUGUGUUAGAAAGCCAGAUACUGCCUCUGGCACAGAGGCUCAUUGAAUUCUUUUCCAUUCCAAAACUGAAUUGCUAGUCAAUUCAGUUAUGUCAGGCAUUCAGUGUUGCACUGAGUUAUCUUGUAGAUACCAAAUACCAUUCCUGAAUAAAGUACUCUGUAGUGUGGGAAAGAAAUCUUGGGGCUUAAGUUAAGUUACAUGGUUAUAGUACUGUACAUAUCUGUGUUUAGGGUCUGUAUUGAUCAAAACAGAUGAAGAACAAAAAAACUGAAUGUACGAGUCUUUGAUCUUGGCUUGCCGCAGCAUUGAUGAAAGAGAACCAUUGUACUUUAAUGAACCCCUGCUUAUUCUGUUUAUGCGUUGUUCUUCUGUACAGCGCUGUGUGCACAAGUAUAAUCAAAAAAAAUAUAUAUAUAUACACACAUACUUUUACCACAUACAGGGUUUAUGCAUUGAUCAUAGAAGCCAGUACUGCCACAUUAUUGUAUUUCCCAAAUGCAUUUGUCUGUUAUGCCUUUGUUUAGUACUUUAGUGUUUUGCUAUGUAGUAUUUCAUUUGUACAGCUAAAUAAAUGAAAAUUUGAAUUGUUA